Molecule: messenger RNA, 1204 nt
Organism: Arabidopsis thaliana (thale cress)
Lineage: Eukaryota; Viridiplantae; Streptophyta; Magnoliopsida; Brassicales; Brassicaceae
Product: transmembrane protein, putative (DUF239)
Exons: 7
Coding region: 23-1132 (369 amino acids)
Source: RefSeq, marked reviewed
ACAAAACUAAUAAAAUCAUAAAAUGUCUACAAGAGUUAGGAUUGCUCUUGUUAUGAAUGUCUUCCUUUUUUGGUUCUCACCAGCCCUAAUUCGUUCGGAUCCAAAUAUGGUGCCUCUAAGAACCUUCAAGAUACGUGAAAAUGUAACAUAUGACUGCAUUAACAUUUAUAAGCAACCAGGACUUGAUCAUCCCUUGCUCAAAAACCAUAAAAUUCAGAUGAAACCAUCAGUUUCAAGACAUGAAUUAAGGAAUCAAACAGACAACACUAAAACAUAUAAGAAUAAAAUGGGAUGUCCAGAUGGAACCGUUCCUAUAUUAAGAAAUUCAAAAGAAUAUAUUACCAAUGCACAACUUUUCGCCGAGAAGUAUUUUCAUCCGCUAUCAAGCGAAAGUCCUGGAUCACAUGUUGCUGGAGUAAGGUCACAAAAUGGUCCAUAUCAUGGUGUAGAUGCUUCAUUUAGUAUACAUAAAUUAAACAUCGAAAGAGAUCAGGCCUCAUAUGCUCAAUUAUAUGUAGGCAGUGGUUUGAACCAUCAGAUCAAUUUUAUCCAAGCAGGUUGGAUGAUAAAUCCAAGUAUAUUUGGCGAUGGAGGUGUUUGGUCAUAUGGAUUUUGGAAGGGUGAAAAUGGAAAUGGAUGUUAUAAUACGGCAUGUCCAGGGUUUGUUCAAGUAUCACAGGAGGUUCCCAUAGCCCAGCCCUUGGACCAGCCAAAGGAAGAUUUGUUGCAUUACUCCAUCCAUCAGGAUAAACAAACAGGAAACUGGUGGAUUACAAAACUGAUAGCAAAUGCACCUAACAUAGAUGUCGGAUAUUGGCCAAAAGAAUUAUUUAACCUAAUAGGUAAUGGUGCAAAUAUGGUGGGAGUUGGAGGUGCAGUUCAAGCUUCUCAUCAAGGUCCAAGUCCUCCGAUGGGUAAUGGUAAAUUUCCGAUUGGAGACCCAAAGGAAUCAGCAAUGUUUACAAAUAUUGAAGUCUUGAAUUCCAACUAUGAACAACGUCGAAUCGAUUCUUUUCCUAUGGAGAAGUUGCUAGAUAGCCCCAAAUGUUAUGGAAUAAAUACCGAUAAAAUAAAACUACUCGGUUUUGCUUUUAAUUAUGGUGGUGCGGGAGGAGAAUUUUGUGGAGUUUGACAUUUGCCAAUGUAAUCUUUUUAAAUCGCCAUUUAAUAAACUUAUUCUAAAUUAAUAAAUAUGAAAUUGUUA